Messenger RNA from Galendromus occidentalis (western predatory mite), 1571 nucleotides. RefSeq names its product DNA repair protein XRCC1. Gene Ontology annotation, molecular function: damaged DNA binding. Lineage: Eukaryota; Metazoa; Arthropoda; Arachnida; Mesostigmata; Phytoseiidae. The coding region runs from base 1 to 1368 and encodes 455 amino acids. The transcript has 7 exons. The record is from RefSeq and is a predicted model, not a curated record. Gene Ontology annotation, biological process: single strand break repair; base-excision repair; double-strand break repair via nonhomologous end joining. Gene Ontology annotation, cellular component: nucleus.
AUGUCCGUGUUGAAGCUGGAGAAAGUUGUGAGUUUUUCCAGCGAAUCCAAGAAACACCCAUCUACGAAUCUGCUUCAAGGGGGUCCGAGCAAUGAUCUCAACAGAAAAUGGCUAGCGCAGUCGACCACCGGAGAGAAAGCAUUCGUUGUCAUAAAGCUGGAAGGGCCGUCAGUCAUCAAUGCGAUUGAUAUCGGCAACGAAGGCAGUGCUUACAUCGAGGUGCUCGUGUCGAACGACAGGAAGGACUUCAUCCGCUUGUUGCCAUCAUCGUCGUUCAUGUCGCCCAUGGAGUCUCGGAUGAAUGAGACGCGCAAUAGGAUCAGAUCCUUCACUGCUUUUGAACGUGAAGCCGCUGGCAAGGCUUGGACCUACGUAAAGUUCGUUUGCUCUCAACCCUACAACAAGAACUGGCCCUUCGGGAUCGCAUUCGUCGCUCUACGCGGAUCCAAGGAGAGCUCAUCGGAAAAGCCGGAGUCGGGCUCUUCCUCCUCCAUCAUUGCCGGGAGAUCCGCACCCGAGGAGUUGAAUGACGAUACAAACUGCUCGGCUGAAUCAAGAAAGCUAGAGCUCAAUCAAGGUGUUGAAGUCAACAGCGAUGAGGAAUGCAAGUCGAAGGGAGCGUCGACUUCAUCAGGAGGAGAAAGCAGGAGCAAUCGAGAGAAGGGACGAAAGGUUUUAGACGGAGUGGUAUUCGUUCUAAGCGGUUUCCAGAACCCCCUGCGGAAAGAGCUCCGGGAUAUGGCGCUCGCUUUGGGAGCGAGGUAUUCGCCCGAUUGGACCCCUCGGUGCACUCAUCUCGUGUCGGCUUUCAGCAACACUCCCAAGUGGUCUCAAGUUGCAGCCAUCGGCGGCCGUAUUGUGACCAAGGAAUGGCUAGCAGAGUGCGAGAAACUUCAAAAGAAAGUUCCGUGGAAACAAUUCAAGUGUGGAACGUACAGGGUUAAGGUACAGGAAGCCGCGACUCCGAUGUUCAGCGAUGAAGAUUCGUCCGAAGAGGAAGACGUUGCCGACGAUGAUAGUGACUACGAUCCAGGGGAAGAUAAGUCAGAAAAGGGCGGAAACCUCGCCGAUCAAGGAGAAGAGCGGAAGCAGGAACUCGAAACUCCAGAACCUCCAUCAACAUCUCUUCCCGAUGAUUGUGAAAUCGACGAAUUGAAAAUCAUUUUCAAAAACAAAACCUUCUACCUGGACAGUGACAUUGAGCUGAGUGAAGAGAGGAAUACUCUGACGAGAUACAUCGUGGGACAUGGCGGUGAAGUCAGCUCUGAUCCAGCGGCAGCUGAACAUAUCAUAUCUUGGAAACCCGGGGCCUCCAGUCCCCUAUGGAUCGUCAGAUGCCACCAGGAGAAUCGAUGGGUCCAGGCUUGAGAUUAUACCUUCCCCUACUCUGCGAAUCGAGUUCGCUCACGAGACGUAUGUCGAAAUUUCCUCCUUGAAAUAUCAUGUUCCAUAUUUCACACGCUCGACCUCGGUCACACGAAGUACUUCGAAGGUAUACCAACUGGAUGUGUCCACCCAAUUACACCGAGACUCGAGCAAACUUUUUGCAAUAAAGCGCUCUGGUCACUAAC